UGAGAGCAUUUCCAGCUCAGGACGACCAAUGAAACCAAAGCAGAGACUCGGCGUAUAACAGCGAAGGUUGAAGGACGCUCCAAAUUAAUUCCAGCAGGCUCCGGACUCCCCGGGAUAACUCUAAAUUGCAUAUAUCGGAUGAAGAUCACUUUGGCGCUAUUGUACCUUGCAGGCACUUGCUUCCAAAAAGAAGCGGGCACGCUGCUUUCGGAGGAUUUUAAAAAGGUCUACGUUUUCUCUUCUGGGGCUCAUUCCUCCCGUUCCCUUUUCUUCUCUGAUCUCACUCGGCGCAUUCAGCCAUUUGAAAGGACACCUAUAUUUCCAAGCAUCUCGAAACAUAUAGGCAAAUGGAGCAAACCUAUGGAGAGGUGAACCAACUAGGCGGUGUGUUCGUCAACGGCCGACCUCUACCUAACGCCAUACGGUUAAGAAUUGUAGAGCUGGCUCAGCUCGGGAUUAGACCCUGUGAUAUAAGCAGGCAACUCCGAGUCUCCCACGGCUGCGUGAGCAAGAUUUUAGCGAGGUACAACGAGACUGGCUCCAUACUACCCGGUGCCAUCGGUGGAAGCAAACCCCGAGUCACGACGCCGAACGUGGUGAAAAACAUCAGGGACUACAAACAAAAUGACCCCGGGAUCUUUGCUUGGGAGAUCCGGGACAGGCUUUUGGCUGAUGGUGUUUGUGACAAGUACAAUGUCCCGUCGGUUAGCUCGAUCAGCAGGAUUUUACGCAACAAGAUUGGAAAUCUCUCCCAGCCUAACCAGUAUGAAAGCACCAAGCAAGCCUCCGCGCAGGCAGGCCUCCCCUACAACCACAUAUACCCUUAUUCCUACCCCAACACUAUGUCACCCACUAGCACUAAAAUGGGCAGCCCUCCUGGAGUACCAGUGACGGCUGGACAUGUGAGCAUUUCCAGGGCCUGGCCUUCUGCGCACACCGUCAGUAACAUCCUCGGAAUACGAGCCUUCAUGGAUCCUACAGCAAUUGCUGGGACAGAGGGAUACCCACCAAAAAUGGAGGAGUGGGGUAGUGUCAACAGAGCAGCUUUCCCAGCCGCGCACACAGUCAACGGGAUUGACAAGUCAGCCAUUGACGCCGACAUAAAAUAUGCUCAGCCUUCCUCGACAUUGUCUAGUUAUGUACCGGCGUGUGCUUACUCCCCAACCAACCAGUACGGGGUGUACAGUGGGCCAGCAGGCGGAUACGUGGCCCCGGGCCACCACCACUGGCAGACGCAGAGCCCGGCUCUGUCCCACCCAAGCAGCGGGAUGAGCAUGCACGCAGGAGAAAUCCACUCCCCGAUGACCUUUAAACACCAGGCCCGAGAAGGAGACAGAAAACCGCCCAGUCCCCUGAGCAAGCCGCAGCAGCAGCAGCAACAUGAAGACUUGAACAGUGUGCACGGACUCAGUCUCCCUACCUCAUCAUCAUAACCGGGAAUUAUAACACCUUAGUCACCACAACCAUUUAAAUGAACUCAUUUCAACAACUGCGACAGUAAGUCUGAACACUAACGGCUUGUUUGCAUCUAAACACGGGCCAGAUCACGUGCAUUAUGAGUGCAGAAUAGCUUUAUCGGUCUCUGCGGCCAUAUGAAUGUAAGCUUGCAUGGAUGUAUCGGUGUUUCCCCGCACUGGCUGAUAGUUUUCUUUGUUUUUCAUUUGAAACCCUUCAUGUUGCUGGACAGUAUAUUCUCCAAUUGAGAUAGCAGGAUUU
Messenger RNA from Haplochromis burtoni (Burton's mouthbrooder), 1716 nucleotides. It is a transcript of the gene pax1a, whose product is annotated as paired box 1a. The record is from RefSeq and is a predicted model, not a curated record. Bases 348 to 1433 code for a protein of 361 amino acids. The transcript has 5 exons. Gene Ontology annotation, biological process: regulation of transcription by RNA polymerase II; anatomical structure development. NCBI's taxonomy places the organism in Eukaryota, Metazoa, Chordata, Actinopteri, Cichliformes, Cichlidae. Gene Ontology annotation, molecular function: RNA polymerase II cis-regulatory region sequence-specific DNA binding; DNA-binding transcription factor activity, RNA polymerase II-specific.